AUGUCCUCGACGCAGAGCCGCGAGAGGACCACGAAGCUGCCGACCCUUCUGGGCGCCAAGCCUGUGAAGGCAAGAGACGCAGACAAGACGAAGUCGGAGAAAUCGGAGCACAAGUGCAAGGAUUAUUUCGGGCGGUGGCACAGCGUCAAAGACCUCCGGGACCGUCGCAACGCAGCUGUUCUUAAGGGAAUGCGAUGGAUGCACAAGUUCCUGACUGCCGACCGGAACAUGGCUCUGAUCGAGAUUGGGGACGACGCCGCCUGCAUCUUCUUUGAGAUUUGGUACACCUCGUCGUCCUCGAUUUUGCGUGGCGCUGCUCGGGGAAUCGCGCAGGAUCUCCUGGAGCGGUACGAGCUGCAUCUUCUGCAGCCCUCGAGAUGCGCCUGCAAAUUCUGCCACGGCAAAACCUCGAGAACGCCGCGCGGCAAGGCACUCUUCUUCGAACUGAUGUACCUCAUCCGAUGCAAGGACGAGAUGGGCCUGGAGGCCAGUGCCAUGCUGAGUCACGCAGAUGCGCUGUGGCGCAGUGAGGGCCUGGAGGACACGGAGAAGCUCUUCGGAGUGAGACAAGCGGACUUCCACAAGGUUUUGGACAGCGACUGGGUGGUCCUCAUCAUGAACAUCAUGAUCCUGGAGUUCAACCAGUUGCUCUUCCCUCGGCGCUGGCCGAUCCGGUGGGGCCUGAAGGAGACGUUCGACUUCGUCCGAGGCCACCGUUUUUGCGGACCGCCCUACGAUCGAUCCUUUAGGUUCCAUGACAGCUUCUACUUUGUCACACACAUCGCCUUUGCCAUUACCGCCUACUCCGCCAUCAAGAUGAACCCCAAGGAUGUCCCUUGGCUCUACAACUACAACCGCCGCGCAUGUUUGUACUGGGUGAAGAUGGCAAGAGUCCGAGAGUCCUCGGAGCCCCAACUGCUGGUGGAUAUCGAUGGGCUCUCGGAGGCCAUGGACGUGCUCAGGGGCUGCGGUCUCACAGACGGCGGGGAUCGUCUACUGUGCUCGGCCACCUUGGCGCUGUUAGACCUGCAGCAGAGUGAUGGCUCUUGGCCCUACUGGGUGCUGCAUCUGAAGGAGGUGGGCAGUUUGGGCGAACCCUUGGCCUGCGUCUCUCCAUCGCCCAACCUCUACGAGCAGAUCCACCCAACCUGGGUGGCCGUGCAGAGCCUGCGCGAUCGGAACUUUGAGUAUGACCGCAAGGGCAACAUCAAGUGGGGCCAAUACAUGGCCAAGCUUCUGAAGCAAAGCAACCUUCGCAAGCUCGAGCACAAGAUCGCCUACGGGAAGUUGCCGCGGUUGCGGGCCAGGAGCAAGGCGUCCUCAUCGACACUUCCGGCGCAAGAGGAGGACAUUUGGUUCAAGAUGCAGGAAGCAGCUGAGGAGGAGGAAGAGGAGGACGCUGAGGAACUCUUCCUCCCAAUAAUUUCCGCGGAAGACGGGCGAAACAGCCUGGAUCUUCCGCCGAAAUCUUCCGUCUGA
Effrenium voratum is the source of this 1479-nucleotide messenger RNA. Lineage: Eukaryota; Dinophyceae; Suessiales; Symbiodiniaceae. The record is from the annotation of a GenBank genome assembly.